Paramuricea clavata is the source of this 686-nucleotide messenger RNA. Lineage: Eukaryota; Metazoa; Cnidaria; Anthozoa; Malacalcyonacea; Plexauridae. The record is from the annotation of a GenBank genome assembly.
AUGGCGGGGAUUUCGCAUGAAAAAGAUGACAGCAUGUUUGUUCCACUAAGAAAGAAACCAAAGCUUCAUGGAAUAGAGAGCAACUACGUUAACUCUGUUUAUGAAAAGAGCUUUACAGGUGACAGAAUGUCUGAAUUAGAUAUAGAAAACCUUCGUUGGUAUAAUGGCAUUGAAGUGAAAGGUAAUAAAUUAUAAAAUAUAGUUAACUUGACAUAAUUUGAUAAACAACAAACUUGUUCCUAGACAUUACUGGAAAUUCGGAUUAAUUAAGCACCCUUAAGCUGUGUUUAUGUUGCAUGCCCAUAAUACCUCCUCCCCAAACCAGUGUUGUGGUACUUCUGAUUGGAAAGUUUGGCAAUUGAUUGUAUGUCCGAGAUUUCAAAAAUUUAAUAGUAAAUAUAUUGUUGUUCUUGAAAGGGAUUAUCCGAAACGCACCACGUAUAAAAUUGAAUCCAUAUUAAAUUCAUAUAUCAAUAUAUUUUCGUACAAAACAUCGCUUUAAAGGUGGUAAUUAUUCUAUAGAAACAAUACAAAUACAUUAUAAACUACGCUACAAGAAACAAAUUACUUUACAAAUACAUAGAAAACAGGACAAAAACAUGCAAAUGUCCCUGACUUUUGCCCUUCGUAAAUAUCCGAACAAACAAUCAAAUAAUAUAAAACCAACAUGUGUUUUUAUCACGUGA